Messenger RNA from Saccostrea echinata, 12300 nucleotides. Its product is annotated as fibrillin-1-like. Gene Ontology annotation, biological process: heterophilic cell-cell adhesion; establishment or maintenance of epithelial cell apical/basal polarity. NCBI's taxonomy places the organism in Eukaryota, Metazoa, Mollusca, Bivalvia, Ostreida, Ostreidae. The record is from RefSeq and is a predicted model, not a curated record. Bases 1 to 12300 code for a protein of 4099 amino acids. Gene Ontology annotation, molecular function: chitin binding; calcium ion binding. The transcript has 94 exons. Gene Ontology annotation, cellular component: plasma membrane; protein-containing complex; extracellular region.
AUGGACAGAGAACGGCGGCCCGAUUGGAUCGAGCAUUUGAAAGAAGACACAAUCGCCCGUCCAUAUCACGAUACGUAUCCAUCACGAUCCUAUCGGGGCGGCGGGGGUGACAGAAACGAUUACAAUUCACUUCACAGGAGAGAACACCACCACCGACAUCAUCAUUCCUCCCAUCGACAUGGGGAGGAUCCAGACGGAAAACUAAGGGGUGGAAACGCCCAGUUUAUCCACGGACAAUCAGAUAGUGACUCUACAAUAAUUAGCAGGAAAUCCAUUAAAUCCGAGGAAAGGAUGAAACAAAAAAGACUCGGUCUUGUGCUUUUACUGUUAAUCGGUGCUUUGUUAAUUGCUUUCGGAAUUGGAUUACUUAUAUAUUUUCUUCUGAUGGAAACACCUGGGUUGUAUAAUCACGAUGUCUACAAAGCCAGGAUGAACAUGCCGAUCCUCAACAGACAAUACAAUGAAGCCAUGAGGAAUGUGUCAUCAGCAGAGGCCCAGGCUCUGGCUGUACCCCUCUGUACAGAGAUUGACAAGUACCUGAAAGACAGUCCACUGGCUGGCAAGUACAAGGAAUGUGCUGUCAGACAGAUCAAACAGACAGAAACUUCACCCAUCAUGUGCAAGUGCUCUAGUGGACUAGUGUCCAGCAAGGGGAAGAGAGCCAAGGUUUUCUUUGACCUUGUGUUUAGUGGUCAGAUCACCAGAGAAGAGAUUGAGAAAAUACUGAGAGCACAUGCUGGUUAUGAAGACAAGGACGGUCUGAGAUAUUUCAAGUUUGGGGAGUUUGUCAUUGAUGUCGAUAAAAUACUUAAACCUCCAGUACUGCCAACAAGGGGACCACAUAUUGAUAUCAUAGAUGCCACUCUGACCAAUUUAACAGUGAGUGUAUACAAUCUAACUGAUUGGACCAGUGACCUUAAAAUUAACACCUCCCUAGCCUUCAACUCCUACGCUGUUCCAUUUUGUAGAGAUCUCGACAAGAUCUUUCGGUUAAGUCCCCUGAGGGAGAGAUAUUACGACUGCCAAGUAAAAUCGUUUGGAAAAGACCCCAGAAAUGUGGUUGUCCACUUGAGAUUUAAAGGCAAAGCUUACCAAAACAUGAGGAGUGACAUAUUACAAAUCAUAAUUGACAAUGCGAAGAGGGUCCUGGGCCCUGAGAAUAAGGAGCUAAGGAUGAUAGGGAACCUCCUCAUUGAACCUCUUGGAGGGACCUCGAUAGAUGUUCUUAACAUUACUCUCAACCUUGGAGGUACCCCGACCAUUCAACCCACAAAGACUAUUCCUCCACCGACAGGGGAACAAGUUGUCAUAGCAGAUAUUACAGUUUACCUAUACAAUUUAACUUACGAUCCACGACUAGAAGAUGAAAAUUCUGCAUUGUUUCACAGGCAUGCUCAUGCAUUCUGUAAAGAUAUUGAGAAAAUUUACAUGUCAUCUUCACUGAAACAUUUCUUUAUUGACUGCAAAAUGUUUGAUUACAUGGCUCCAGAUCCAGGACAUUUAUAUACCAAGGCCAAGUUCAAGCUUAGAUUCCGACAUCCAUCUGUGUUUUCACCAGAACACUUCAAAGGACUCAUCAAAUCCCGGACCCCAGAGUUUGUACAGACAGACCUUCAAGCACUGACCAAACUGUACACCUAUCUGGUGGGUCACGACCUUGUGAUUCUGGAUAAGACCGGAUUUGAUGUGGUCUGGAAUGCCACUUAUGCUAACAUUACCACAGGACUCUAUGACUUCCAGUACACCUCUGAUCUUGCCAAUAGGAAUUCACCAAAGUUUGCAAGUUUACAGGCUCAUUUCUGUGAUGAUCUUCGACGUUAUGUUGAGAGGACAGCUGUUGGCAAAUUUUUACAGGACUGUAAAAUUGAUGAAUUCACGAACUUCCCAACAAAUGUAAAGUUCCACCUCCUCUUUAACACACCUAUUGGAUCCUAUGUGAUGGAGAAUAUUACCCACGUUCUCAAGGACAUGGCCCCUCACCGACUGAAGGACGGCUUUGAGGUGGUGGAUGUGGGAGAUCUUGGUCUGAUCUGGAAUCGGUACCACAUUGAUAUGAAGGUCACUAACUACACAGUACAUACAGCCACUGAUGUAGCCCACACAGGAACUGUGGACUUUCCCAGCACUCUGGGGCCUGGCAAAAUUAUGUAUUCUGCCACAGAGGUGAGGUUUACAUGUGAUCUGUACAACCAGAGCAUCCCUAUAGAGUUCUCCGACAGAACCAACUACCUGUUCAAACAACAACAGGACCUCUUCUGUAAAGAUGUGAAAAAAAGUUAUACAGACAGUGUUUUGCAUCCACACUUUUUGGAAUGCUAUAUUAAGGACUUCAAAUAUGUAACACCAAGGAAGGUUCAGUUUGGACUUUAUUUUGCCCACACAAUGACAAAUGGCCUUCAAAGCAAUGCUGUCAACAUUCUGGAAAGUAAAUCUUCAAACAAAAAGAUUGGCAGUAAAACUUACGUAGAUCUUGGGAAGCUGUUUUUAGAGACAGGAACCUGUGUCAUUCAGAUGAAACCUGUAAACUGGACUCAUGAAAUGGAGCAUACUUACCACCCCAUUCAUACUGCCACCCCCACCCUGCCAGUGGGACCCUCAUUUGAAAUUGACCACUGUAUGCGGUACCCUUGUCAACACGGGGGCACUUGUCUGAAGUCGAUAUCUGGCUGGUAUAACUGUGUGUGUCCUCCUGGGUACUCGGGUCCUAACUGUGAAAUCAAUAUCAAUGAAUGUAACAUGAACAUGUGUAUGAAUGGUGGAACAUGUGUGGACACCAUCGGAAGCUACUACUGUAAAUGUGAUGCAGGAUGGGAGGGAGUCCACUGUGAAAUCAAUAAGAAUGAGUGUGAUGUCCAGAACAUUUGUCUGUACGGCGGUACAUGUGUAGACACACCAGGCUCCUACUUCUGUAUGUGUGUGGAAGGAAGAACAGGCAAAAACUGUGAAAAUGAUAUUGAUGAGUGUUUACAGGAGAAUAUUUGCCAGAAUGGGGGCACCUGCUUCAACAGACCUGGCUCUUUCUACUGUAGCUGUGCUCCUGGCUGGACAGGAACAUUAUGUGAGACUGAUAUUGAUGAAUGUAAAAACAAUAUUUGUCAACAUGAGGGCACCUGCUUGAACACCCCAGGGUCUUAUCGCUGUCUAUGUCCAACAGGGUGGACAGGAAAAUACUGCGAAAGAGAUAUACAUGAAUGUCUUGAGUAUAAUGUUUGUUCUAAUGGAGGAACUUGUCGUAAUCUGAUGGGUGGAUACAUCUGUACAUGUCCUCCUGGGUGGACAGGAGAUAAUUGCACUCUGGAUGUUAAGGAAUGUCUGACCAAUCCUUGUAAAAACUCGCUGGGUUGUAUCGAGUUGGAGGGCUCAUACAAGUGUGAAUGUCCCCCUGGAUAUACGGGACAGAACUGUGAUAUUAAUAUUAAUGAAUGUUUAACAAUGGACUUGCCCUGCUCGGGACACGGAGACUGUAUAGACACGAUGGGUUCCUACCGGUGUAUCUGUAACCCAGGGUGGACGGGCAUUCAAUGUGACAUUGACAUACCUGAGUGUAGCCUUUUGAAGCCCUGUAAACACAAUUCCACCUGUAUAGAGAUGGACGGUGGCUACAGGUGUAAGUGCUUACCUGGAUUCAGGGGCAAGCACUGUGAAGGAGAUGAGUUUGAGUGUACCAGUAAUCCUUGUCUGAAUGGAGCCACCUGUAUGGAGACCUUUGGGUCCUUUUACUGUAGCUGUCCCCCUGGAUGGACUGGACCCCUCUGUGGGAAGGACUUUGAUGAGUGUGUUAAUGACCCCUGUAGGAACGCUGCAUCAUGUUUGAACACACCAGGAAGUUACCAGUGUAUUUGCAUCAAUGGAUGGUCAGGAAUUCACUGUGAAAUUGUUGACAUAAAUGAAUGUCCCAGCUUCCCUUGUGAAAAUAAGGGAGUAUGUACCAAUACACUGGGGUCUUAUAUUUGUAAAUGUCCCAAAGGAUGGACAGGUCCUAGAUGCAGAAUAGAUGUGGAUGAGUGUAUGCAGAGGCCCUGUGAGAAUGGAGGGUCAUGUAUUAACCUGCCAGGGAGCUAUGAAUGCAUUUGUCCCCGUGGAUUUUCAGGACCCCACUGUAAGAUAGAGCACAAUGAAUGCCUCAACAACCCCUGCCAGAAUGGUGGAACGUGUUUCAAUACUCCUGGAUCUUAUUACUGUAGCUGUAAAAGUGGAUGGACAGGUCCAAACUGCACUCUAGAUGUGGAUGAGUGUCAGUUUGAGAGAGCUGUGUGUAUGUUUGGGGGAACUUGUAUCAACACAAUUGGGUCAUUCACGUGUGUGUGUCCUCCAGGUCGAUCAGGACCCACGUGUGUCAUUGACAUUGAUGAAUGUUUGAUGGCCAAUCCCUGCGGCAAUGGAGGUCAGUGUAUCAACACUGAUGGUUCAUACAAGUGUCUCUGUACCCCGGGCUGGACGGGCAUCAACUGUACUGAAGAUGACAAUGAGUGUAAGGGAUACCCAUGUAGAAACAAGGGAACUUGUGUGAACACAGUGGGGUCCUUUAAGUGUAUGUGUCCACCACAAUGGACUGGACCUAUAUGUGACUUUGAUUAUAAUGAAUGUGCAAAAGACAGAAACCCUUGUCUGAAUGGUGCAACAUGUGACAAUCGAAAUGGAACGUUUAUCUGUAUAUGUCCUAAAGGAUGGAGAGGGGUACACUGUGAUAUAGACAUCAAUGAGUGUGAGACUUUGGUCACCCCUUGUCAGUUUGGAGGCACCUGUAAUAACAUUGAUGGAUCUUAUUACUGUAUCUGUCCCCCAGGAAGGGGAGGUGACUACUGUGAAAUUAACAUCCAGGAAUGUCUGACAAACCCAUGCAUGAAUGGAGGAAGAUGUAUAGAUUUGGAGGAUGGAUUUCGCUGUGAAUGCUCACAGGCUUACACAGGGGAGUAUUGUCAGAAUGACGCUAACGAAUGCGAGAGAGCUAACCCUUGCCAACACGAGGGGACAUGUGUUAACACCCACGGCUCCUACAGAUGUCGCUGUAAGGAGGGAUGGAAGGGACACAACUGUGAAAUUGACAUUAAUGAAUGUUUGAUAUCCAACCCCUGUCUACAUGGAGGCACCUGCUUCAAUACAAUGGGUUCAUUCAGGUGUAAUUGUCCCCCUAACUGGACAGGACAGAGAUGUGAGAUAGAUGUGGAUGAGUGUUCCAACAGCUUCCCCCCUUGUCUUCAUGGCGCUACCUGUAUUAACAUUGAAGGGGGAUACACUUGUCAGUGUCCUAUUGGCUGGAUGGGAAAGAAUUGUGAAAAAGAUGUGAAUGAGUGCUAUACAAUGCAGCCGUGUAGAAAUGGUGGGACCUGUCAGAAUAUUGAUGGUUCCUAUCUCUGUCAAUGUAAGGAAGGCUGGACUGGCCCUGACUGUACAACAGAUGUAGAUGAAUGUUUGAGAAAUCCGUGUAUGUACAAUGGCACGUGUCUGAAUACUCGGGGAUCUUACAUGUGUACCUGUCCACGAGAACGAACAGGACAUAACUGUAUGGACGAUGUGGAUGAGUGUGUUCUCUUUUCGCCGUGUAAACACGGGGGCACCUGUCUUAACAUCAAUGGGGGAUACACCUGUAUGUGUAAGGAUGGCUGGACAGGCACCAACUGUGAAAUGGAUAUUGAUGAAUGCUUGCGGAACCCAUGCUUCAAUAAUGGAAGUUGUAUCAACUCUUACGGGUCGUUUUAUUGUCGUUGUCCGAGAGGAUGGACUGGGCCAUACUGUCUGGAGGAUUUCAAUGAGUGUUUACAAAUGUCCUGUGCCAAUGGAGGUACAUGCAUCAACAUUCAAGGCUCAUAUCAGUGCAGGUGUCCUAAUGGUUGGACAGGAAAGAACUGUGAAAUAGAUGAGGAUGAGUGCAAGAGAAAUCCUUGUUUAAAUGGAGCGACUUGUUACAACACAGUGGGAUCCUUCUCGUGUGUCUGUCCUGAUGGAUUUGUUGGCCAGAUGUGUGGAAAUGACACCAAUGAAUGUCUGCAGUUCCCAGGAAUCUGUAAAAAUGGGGGCACCUGUUUCAACACAGAGGGAUCCUACAAAUGUGAUUGUCCCCCUGGGUGGAGGGGCAAAAACUGUGGAAUAGAUGUGAAUGAAUGCAUAACCAUGAAUCUGUGUGCAAAUGGUGCCACUUGUAUCAACACAGAUGGUUCCUACAAGUGCAGGUGUCCUCCAGGAUUCGAAGGACCCCUCUGUGAAAAGGAUAUAAAUGAAUGUUUGAACAAUCCUUGUAUGCAUGGAGCCAACUGCAUCAACACACCUGGUGGCUAUACCUGUAAUUGUAAAGAAGGAUGGACGGGACUCAACUGUGCUAAUGAUACUGAUGAAUGCUUGAAUUUCCCAUGUUUACAUGGGUCAACCUGUAACAAUACUCUAGGUGGAUUUGAGUGUAUCUGUGCCAAAGGCUGGGAAGGACCAUUCUGUUCAGUUGAUAUCCAUUACUGCCUGGAUGCUCAGUUCUGCCAUGGACAUGGACAUUGCAUCAGUAUGCCAGGAUACGACAUCUGUGAUUGUGAGCCAGGCUGGAUGGGACCACAUUGUGAAUUAAAUAAGAAUGAGUGUAUAGAGAUGGUGGAUGUCUGUAAGAAUGGAGCCACCUGUACAGAUUUAAUGGGUAGCUAUAACUGUACCUGUCUACCAGGAUUCAAGGGAGAGCACUGUGACAUUGAGCAGUCCUGUUUACACACUCCAUGUCUGAAUGAUGGACAGUGUAUCUCAAGGAAUGGAAUCUAUUUCUGUAAAUGUACAGAUCUCUGGACAGGAGAAUAUUGUGACACUCCUGUGAAUAUUUGCACGGAGAAUCCUGACAUUUGCCACAAUGGGGGCACCUGUAAUUACCUUCGUGGUGCCUAUGAAUGUAUCUGUCCCCCAGGCUUCACUGGCAAACACUGCACAGAAAAUGUCAAUGAGUGUAAAGCUGAUGUGUACCCCUGCUUUAAUGGAGGAACCUGCUUUGAUCUGUAUGGAAGUUAUGAAUGUUUCUGUGCAAAGGGAUGGAGUGGGCCACAAUGUAACAAUGACACCAAUGAAUGUGACAGCAAUCCCUGUUUAAAUAAUGGCAAGUGUAUCAACACAGAAGGAGGAUACCUUUGUGAGUGUACACCAGGAUGGAUGGGAAAUCAAUGUCAGAGGAACAAAAAUGAAUGCCUUAACUUCCCUUGUCUGCAUGGUGGAACUUGUAGAGACACAAUAGGUUCAUUCAGAUGCAAGUGCAAAAUGGGCUGGACCGGAGAUAUUUGUCAAGAUGAUGUUAACGAAUGUCUUAACAACCCAUGCAUUCACGGUGGCAUUUGUAAGAACACCAAUGGCUCCUAUAUAUGUGAAUGCCCAGAACAGUACACAGGCAAAAACUGUGAAUUAGACCUAGAUGAGUGCCGAAUGAUUCGAUGUCAGAAUAACGCGACAUGUCAAAACUUGGAUGGAUCAUAUCGCUGUGUGUGCAGGGAUGGAUUUGAAGGAAAAUACUGCGAAAAAGAUAUCAAUGAAUGUCUGACCCUCAGCCCCUGCUUACAUGGAGGUACCUGUGUCAAUUUGAUGGGUGGAUACAGAUGUGAAUGUCCGGAGGGCUGGAUCGGAAAGGAUUGCAACAGAGACAAAGACGAGUGCAUGUACUUCCCCUGUAAACACGGUGGUACCUGUAUGAAUAAUGAUGGGUCAUUCCAGUGUAUAUGUCCUCCUGGAUUCACCGGACCAACUUGUGAGCUAGAUCGAAAUGAAUGUGAAAAAAAUCCAUGUCAGAACAACGGAACAUGUAGGAAUACCCACGGCUCAUUUUACUGUGAGUGUAGUUAUGGGUGGCAGGGACCCUUGUGCUCUGAAGAUGUUAAUGAGUGUAACCUGAAUCCGUGUUUAUAUGGUGGGACCUGUAUCAAUACACCUGGUUCCUAUGUCUGUCAGUGUAAACCAGGACGCACAGGAAAAGACUGUAGAAAUGACACCAAUGAAUGUGAGAGAAACCCAUGCCAGAAUGGAGGAACUUGUAUAAAUACAGAUGGUUCAUACACUUGCAGAUGCACACAGUACUGGCAAGGAGAAAACUGUCAAAUAGAUGUAAAUGAGUGCCUCCUAGCUUACAGUGUCUGUGAACAUGGUGGACAGUGUAUCAAUCUGGCUGGAAACUACACCUGUAAUUGUCCAGCAGGGUGGACGGGGCAUGGCUGUCGUAUAGAUAUAAAUGAGUGUUUGAUGAACCCAUGUAUGAACAAUGCGACCUGUGUUAACACUGACGGUUCCUUUAUCUGUCGAUGUCCCCCGGGCUGGAUGGGACCCACCUGUAGUGAGGAUGUAAAUGAAUGUCCUAUGUUCCUCUGUAAAAAUGGGGCCUCCUGUCAGAAUACCCUGGGAAGUUUUGUGUGUCAGUGUCUUCUGGGCUGGGAGGGACCACUCUGUGAUAUUGAUAUCAAUGAGUGUCUAAGAAAUCCUUGUCUCCAUGGUGGCCGAUGUAUCAACAGCCCCGGUUCCUUUUCCUGUCAGUGUAGUGAAGGGUGGAUGGGAGCUCUCUGUGAUGAAGAUGUAAAUGAAUGCUUGCAGUUCCCUUGUCGAAAUGGAGGAACUUGUAAAAACCUUGAUGGGUCUUUUGAGUGCAUCUGUCCUCAGGGUUAUUCUGGAAAACUGUGUACAGGAGAUGUGAAUGAAUGCCUGUCUAAUCCCUGUAAGAAUGGAGCUAGGUGUAUAGACACCCCAGGAUCCUUCCAAUGUAUCUGUCCACCUCACUGGGAAGGUCCCCUCUGUGACAAAGACAAGAAUGAAUGCCUGAAUCCCAAUGCUUGUCUUAAUGGAGGAACUUGUAUCAACAUCAAUGGGGGAUAUCAGUGUAAAUGUCCCCCUGGCUUCACAGGAGAAUACUGCACUAUGGAUAUCAAUGAGUGUAUUGAGUUUGUGGGAAUUUGUCAGAACGGAGGAUUCUGUAUUAACACACUCGGCGGUUACACAUGUAGAUGUACAGAACAUUGGGAGGGGGUGAACUGUACCAUUGAUAUUGACGAGUGUAAAAUGCAGGUGUGCCAAAAUGGUGCUACCUGUAUCAACACACCUGGAGGUUUUAGAUGUGAAUGUCCACCAGGUUGGAGAGGGGAUAUGUGUGAACAAGAUAAGAACGAGUGCCUGAAUGCCACCCUGUGUCAGAAUAAUGCUCUCUGUAUCAACACACAAGGGUCUUUCACAUGCCAGUGUCAGGUUGGAUGGGAGGGGAAAUAUUGUCACAUUGAUAUAAAUGAAUGUUUGAUUGAUAAUCCCUGUCUCAAUGAUGCAAUUUGUGAGAACACACCAGGAUCCUACAUCUGUAAAUGUAAACCAGGAUUUGAAGGCAACCUAUGUCAAUACAACCAUGAUGAGUGUAAAAGUAACCCCUGUAAGUUUGGAGGGACCUGUAUUGACACUGUGGGCUCAUACAUCUGUCAGUGCCCCCCAGGGAGAUCAGGCAGAAACUGUGAUAAUGAUACAGACGAGUGUCUAAACAACCCAUGUCUGAAUGGAGGGACCUGCGAGAACCUUGUAGGAAGCUUUAAGUGCACAUGUCCUCCAGGAUUUACAGGAGAGAGAUGUGAAAGCAACAUCAAUGAGUGUGUUUUAUACAGACCUUGUAAGAAUGGGGCCACAUGUUAUGAUAGUUUUGGAUCAUAUUCAUGCAGUUGUGCACCGGGAUGGACAGGAAAGAAUUGUGAUACAGAGAUCAAUGAGUGUCUUGUUAUCCGCCCGUGUCAGAAUGGCGCAGAGUGUGUCAACACGCCAGGGUCGUACAAGUGUAUCUGUCCCCCAGGAUGGACAGGGACAAAUUGUGAAAUUGACAUCAAUGAAUGUUAUGACAGACCUUGUAAAAAUGGGGCUCAGUGUAUCAACAAUCAGGGCUCUUUUACAUGCAUCUGUCCCCCAGAUUUCACUGGUCCUCUUUGUGAAACAGCCAUCAUAACAGGAUUUAAAUUCCGAUCCAUUGCCAGGAAUUUAACCUUUACCCCAGGUUUACUUGACAACAGAACAUAUGAAUUCAGAGCCCAUGCAGAUCUGUUCUGUGCAGAUAUUGAUAGAAUUAUAAGAAAAUAUCCCAAUGCAUUUGCUGACUACAAGGAAUGCCGAGUUGUGGCCUAUGGUAACAACCCCACCUCUUUAAACUGGGAACUAAUCUUUACUGGUGACCAGCCCUCACUAAGUGAGAAACAGAUCUUGGACAUUAUCUACAAAGACUUGCCUCAUUACUACUACAAGGACUCGGAGGGGGUGGUCAUUGGAGACAUCUUUGUUCACAUCAAUGAUUACGCCACGACCAAACUGCCCAUGGACUUACAGAUCUUAAACCUGACCUGGUCAGAUGAGCUGAGGAACCCCAACUCCUUCAUGUUCAAAGAAUACUCAGCUGACCUUUGUAAAGAUUUGGAAAGAUUAGUUGGCACCUUUGGUGUUGACCUGCCUAAGUUAGUGGGAUGUGAAGUUAAACAGUAUGGAAAUAAUCCAACCAGAGUGUACUUUGACCUGACCUUUGAGGGAACCCAUUUCACUCCUGAGCUACAACAGAAGUUCUUCCAGCUGAUGAAGGAGCAACCCCUACAGAGAUACAAGAAUUUCCUGGGUUACCUGCUGGGACAGUUCCUGAUAUUCUCCGAGUAUUACACUGACUACACCACGGUCCCGCUGACAUUCCGCGUCCUCAAUUUGACAUACACCACGGAUCUGAUGGACAAAAACUCAGCCAGAUACAAACAGCAUGCAAUGCUGUUCUGUCAAGAUAUUGACAAAUUGAUGAGAUCACACAAAAGAAUUUUCCCAACAUAUGAAGGCUGUGAAGUUGUUCAGUUUGGUAACAAUCCAACAACCAUAUCAGUUGACCUUCAGUUUGGUGGCCUAGUAAAUAUCGGCGAAUACAAAGAUCUAGUUUCAGGCAUUAUAUUUGAGGAUGCUCCAAGAUAUAGGUACCUGAACAAUCUAGGACAUCUCGUGGGCGAUCUGUUGGUGUUCUAUGACAGCUGGGAGUACAUCUUGCAUGAUGCUUGGCUAUCCAACAUGACCUACUUCAUCCAUGAGUUUUCCUACAACCCUCAAUAUGCAGAUGCUAAUUCAGCCCUCUAUAAGGACUUUGAGAAUUUGUUCUGUGGUGAUAUUGACAAUUUCUUCAAAAAUAGCCAACUCUCUGAUAGAUUCUACAGAUGUUUCUUCACAAAAAUAGGAGACACACCUGUGCACACCUUGACCUUUAAUGUGAUAUUUAACGGCACUGAGGAGAUUCCAAAGGAAGUUAUCCAGGACAUCAUCAGCAAACGAGCUGACCACUUCAAUGUUGAGAAUAAGGACAUGAUGUUCAUUGGUCAGCAACUGGUCUACCUGGGAGGAGAAAUGGAGAACUUCCCCAUCAAUAUCUCCAACUAUCUGAUACAGGACUACGUCCUGACCACUGAAAGUCCAGUGAAUACAAUCAUCAAUGCCUCCUUUGUGUUGUUGAACUUGACCUGGACUCCGGAUUUAGCCAACCCCCAGUCAGCAGCCUUUAAAGCUAUUGCUGAUCCAUUCUGUCAAUAUUUGACCAACUUGUAUGUUGGAAGAGACAGAUUCAGGGACAUUUAUGAAAAAUGUGAAGUGGCUUCUAUCACGACAGAUGGGGCAAGAGAGAAAAUCAAUUUUGUGCUACAGUUCAAAGGUCAACAAGAUCAGACUCUGCAGGAGUACAUCUUUGGUAUUCUGAUAGAAAUUGCACCACGUACCACGGUAAAUGGUCAGAUCUCCAUUGUGGUGGGUCCUCUAGCGGUGUAUGAACAGUCCCUAGCUAUAGAGCAAGCCACGGUGGCAGUGGUCACUACAGCACUUCCUAUUGGAAACAUGAGAGCUGGCAAGACAUCCAUGAAACCAGAGAAAAUGUGUGAUGGUGUCACAUCAUACUAUGAGAAAUUUUAUGGAGAUCCUGGACAUUGUGGUAAAUUUUACGUGUGUCUGGGCAGCCAGGCUAUGGAGUUACAGUGUACUAGUGGAUACGCAUUCAGUGUGGCUGAUGGAGACUGUACCAGUAAUAGUGGGAUAGAACUUUUCCUAGGAACAUUUGUGGAUUUUUCAGCAUUCUUACCCACCAAUCCAAUCCAACAGACCACCACUCCUGUGGUCACCACCACUAUCCCCCGCCCCACAGCACCGGCCUCUACAGACCCCUGUAAACCUAACAGACACAACGAAUACCUCCCUGUCCCUGGGGAUUGCCGGUCUUUCUAUGUCUGCUCUUUUGGGACAACUUACAAAUUUCAGUGUGCUGGGGACACAGUUUUCUUCUGGACAAAAAGAAUUUGUGACAAUAAUGAUGGUUCUGUUAACUGUUUAUAA